AAGUUCAAAGGUCAAAUACCUGAAAGUUAUUCAUCCGCUUUUCCAAUAGCUUAUACCACAUUUAAUUAAAGAGAAUUAUUCCGUGAAAUAAUGUGGUUUAACAACAAAUUAGAAUUCUUUUUCACGCAGCGAGUAUAAAUCAUUAAAACAUUUCGAAAACAUAUCGCACUAAUUUUAAAGUUGUCGAUCCAAAACGAGGGCACACCCUUGAAUCAAGAUGGUGGAUACUGUGGAUAUUAUUUUCAUCUGUCCAACACUACAACUACAAGAUAAACAAUGACUUGGUUUUCAGAGAAAACAAUUAGGGACCGAAUUUAAAGUGGAGAUUUUAUGAAAACCAGACCAACAGAACGUGGAAUAGUGUAUUGGUUUGGUUGAUGUUAAGUUCUAUAUUCAUUUGACAGGUGCGAGACGGGUAAACAGAAAACAGACACUUACACGAUACAAAUAUUAUCGAUAGCUGACCGAAAAUGGCAGGAAUAAGAGACCAGGGUAAAGAAGAAGAGGUUCAGUAUAGACAAUUGAAUCCAGUCAGGUUGGAAAGCCUUAAUCUGGGUUUGCGGGCUUCCAAGAUGUUAAUAGAUCCAGAAGUUCGCUUCACCAAACUGGAGCAGAUUGGAAAGGGGUCAUUUGGAAGUGUGUUUAAAGGCAUUGACAAUGAAACACAGGAGGUGGUUGCUAUAAAGAUCAUCGACUUGGAGGAGGCUGAGGAUGAGAUAGAGGACAUCCAGCAGGAGAUCAUGGUCCUGUCCCAGUGUGACAGUCCCCAUGUCACCAAGUAUUACGGAUCAUUCCUUAAGGGUUCAAACCUGUGGAUCAUUAUGGAGUACCUUGGGGGUGGAUCAGCAUUAGACCUUAUGAAAGCCGGACACUUUGAUGAGAACGAUAUAUCAAUUAUUCUACGUGAAAUCCUGAAAGGCUUGGAAUACUUGCAUUCCGAACGGAAACUACAUCGUGACAUUAAAGCUGCCAAUGUGUUGCUGUCCGAACAAGGGGACGUGAAGCUGGCAGAUUUCGGUGUUGCUGGUCAACUAACAAACACUAUGAAUAAACGAAACACAUUCGUAGGCACUCCGUUUUGGAUGGCCCCCGAAGUGAUAAAGCAGUCAGCGUAUGAUACUAAGGCUGAUAUCUGGAGUUUAGGCAUCACAGCAAUAGAGUUGGCCAAGGGGGAGCCCCCAAACUCGGAGCUUCACCCCAUGAGAGUUCUGUUCCUCAUUCCGAAAAACAAUCCUCCACAGUUAACGGGAAAUUACUCAAAGAGUUUCAAAGAAUUUGUAGAAUUCUGUUUAAAUAAGGAUCCAACAAAUCGGCCUUCAGCAAAAGACUUACAGCGACAUCCAUUCAUCCGAAGAGCUAAGAGUGUACGCAACCUUCAGGACUUGAUAGAUCGAUACAAGCGCUGGAAGAUGGAAAAUGGCAACAAUAUUGACUCUGAUAGUGAUAGCGAUGAGGACGACCCAGACGACGAGUCAAAGGCGCCAGAAUGGCUCCUUGAGACAGUGAAAACCAACGCCCCCAACGUCUAUGAUGAGUACAUCAACAAACCGAAUGGCAUCAAUGGAGACACUGAUCCCCAGAUACCAUGUAAGAUUGUGUCUCAGGACCUGCCUGGGGGUGUGUUUAGUCAUGCUGCCACCCAGCCAUCUCAGGUCAUGCCUUCUCAGCCCCGCCCCACUGGGGACCCCUCUGGGGCUCGUAUCCCAAACAGUAGCUACGGCAAUCCGGGGCAGCAACCAUACCAGUCGUCCAGUGAUGUGAGGGUACCCCAGCAGACUCAGCCGUAUAACCCUGCGGCUCGUCAUGCGGGGCCACAGUUAGGGCCCAUUAUUCAUUCCCGCUCCGAUUCCGCACCGGCUCUGAACGAUAGACCGGAACCUAGACAGGACCCAAUUAUUCACAGCCGCAGUAGGUCAGAUAUUGCCCGGCACGGACCGGCCGUGUCUCCCAAACCUUCGUUUAUUUUGAAUCGCCAGAGCAUGCCCUCAAAUGCUGUGUAUAUCAGUCCCGAAAAUGUACCCGUUGGGGCUCCACUAUUUUCCCGCCCCAAGUCCCAGUAUGAUAUCCCCAAUCAGCAUUCGUCACAAGUCCAUGUCUCAUCUGGUACCCAGCAAUAUGUGUCAUCUGGUACCCAGCAAUAUGUGAUACGCGCAGGCGGGGCUGGUGAUGGUUCCCCGCUUCGUUACGGGGCCGCGGGUCAUCCACCAACCCAGCCAAAGCCAGCACGCCCGAUCUCUGUGGGUAGUGAGCCCCUGUUGUCAGCGAGUCUUAUACCAACCAUAUCCCCGUUACUAGCAAAGUUGAAGGAGGACUACAGAGAGGAAUACAGACGCAUGGGGCGACCAAUCCAGCGCACAGACGCAGCCGAGGAACUCAAGAACGCCUUUGAGCUCGCCGAGAGGUCAUGUCCUGGCAUCGCGGACGAACUUUUGGCAGGAAUUCUUACAAAACUCUGUAGUUUAAAGUUUAAUGAGGGUGAUAUAAAACGGGCCAUGGAUAAGAUAAAAAGGCCAGUAUAGUGGUGACCUACACGAGGCAUAAGAGUGGUUCACAUGACAUCAGGGUCAUCCGGCUGUCCUAGUUGCUUGCGCGCGCAGGCAAUCCAGUCAGCUUCACCAAAAAAAAUGUUUAUUUCAACGACUUGUUCAGAUACUGUUUUUCGCCUGAACUUUCAUUCCAUUUAAUGCUGUGUAUAUUCCAUGUCAUCUGCCUCAAGAUUUCCUAAUUUUGUGUCACUGAAAUUAGUAGUUGAGUCAGUUUUAAGUGACAACGUACUUUUGGCCGCAAGUUGUUACGCUUGCACAUUAGUAUAUGCAAACGUAUGAGAAUACAAAAGAACUGAAGAUGUUUCCAGCAUCUAUCCUUAUAUGAUUCAUGUAUUUUUAAUCUUGUUAUUCAAUAAAUAUUCUUUAUUAUACUGUUAUUGUUCUUACAAAAUUAUCAAUUACGCGGACACAUACUAAACAAAAAUGAAGUUGUUUUAACAUGCUUAAGAUUUGAGUUCUAUAGAUAGUUUGAAAGUGUGCCAUCAUUUUGGAAGACAAUUCUGUACCAUUCCCCCUGACCAGUUUUUGACCAUUCUUUGGUAAGACUCCAGAGUGGUGCGAAUUCUAUAACAUAUGUUAAUCGUUUCAGACCAGUAUGAAUAAUCUCCAAAAAUCCUUGAAAACAUAUACUAUUUUUGCACUAUUGUCAAUAACUUUUUGGUAAGAUAUCCUUUUGUCAAUAAUUUAUGGAUAUUCUAUCCAAUCAAAAAUAAAAUUCAUUUUUAAUAAUCCUUAAAAGCUAUCAGCUGCUGUUGUGGUAUGUUGCAUUCAAAUGAUACUUCGUCCAAUUACUGUGAUUGAUGUGUCAAAUUAUUUCAAAUAUGCAAUGUUAAGACAAAUUGUCAAUGUAGCUGUAAGAGUUGACAUUACAUGCACAAUCAAUAAAUUGUGUUGCCUUUUCAAGUGCUUUACAGGCAAAAACAAUUGAAAGCAUUGUUAGAAGAUAUUUAUAAGCGUUUGUUCUUGUACAUAUUUUCUAAAUAAGUUUAUUGCCUACAUUCCUGUCAAAAGAAAGCUGCAUAUCCUAUAUGUUUGUUUUCGUCGUCUGUCAAUCAGUUUGAUUGUUAAGUAUACUUGUGGGCAAUAUUUAAGCCUGUUGUUAAUUUACUGUGUGUUUUCAAAGAAUAGUUCCUUCAAAUAAUAUUUGUUAGAUUCCAUAUCUGUGGGUUACUAAAGCUUAUUCACUGAACACAACACCAACGUUUCUGUUAACCCUUUCCCCACCAGAAGCAAAGUGAAUAUGGCUUUUGCAACCAGCAUAAAACCAGAACAGCCUGCGAGUAACUCGCAGUCUGUUCAGGUUUUAUGCUGUUUGCUGCUCAGCAGUAGCUUAAGGUUGGAAAUGUAGCCUUUCAAACUUGAUUCUAGUUAGAUUUUCUAAUUGACUACAAGUGCAUCAAAGUGCGUUUAUUAGAGUACGGAUUCAACUUAAAAUGGGGCGUAUUGAUGGUAGGUGAGCAUUACAUUUUCAUGGAGAAGUUAUUUACUUCCACUUGUAUUGUAUGUCUGUUUAAAGGAAGUCUCUUCUAAGCAAAAGGACUGCGCAGGCUAAUCAGGGACAACAAUUUACAUACGUUUUUAAAACCUUGUUUAUGAAGAGCGCGGCUGUAGUAGUACAUGUAUGUUUAUGGACAUGCAUCCAUCUUUUCUUUGUGAUUCCAUUAAAAAUUACCAGAUAACAUUCUUUUGUAAUAUCAUGUAUUUCUGAGAACUACUGGUUAUAAGCCCCUUUUUAAGUUUAAACAUACAAUGAAAUUAUAAUUUUAUUUUUGUCCCAAAAAACCAUCACUUGUUAUCAAUAAUAACAUUACGAUGUCGUAAUCCUUUCCCUCUCAGAGUAACGUAAAAAUGGCUUUUGCAAACAGCAAAACCAGAAAAGCCUGCGAGUAACUCACAGUCUGUUCAAGUUGCUGUUUGCUGCUUAUCUGUAUGGUCUUCAAUUAAAUUUUACUUUUUGAGGGACUGCAAAUGCGUCAAAAUACAGUUUCUAAGAGGUAAAGGGUUAAGUGUGUAACUGUCGUAUCAGCCCAUAAUUGCUGCAGCAAAUGCAGUAGUUAUCCACUAGACCUAUAAUUGUUUGCAUGAGCCUAUUUUUAUGAUUGUUGGUUUUGUUUACGAUUUGGUAAUCCAUUAGAAAUACCGGUAAUGUAUUUAUUUUUUUUAUUGCUGGCAGACUAUUUUAAAUCUUCACAUGUUCAGGUGUUAUUUUUUGUAAAUAAAUUUAGUAUAUAUGCAUGUUGAAACGAAAUGGCAAAGUAGUUUAGACAUAUCUUUGUUAUGAAGAUUUUUUUUCCAAUGUAAUUUUAGUUGUAACAGUACUAUGUGCCAACAAUAUUGAUUACAGUUACUGCAUGAAGCAUGUUUUAAAGGCUAUAUUGUUACCAUUCUUUUUAUGCCCCCGGAUCGAAUGAUCGGGGGUAUAUUGUUUUUAGCCUGUCAGUGUCUGUCUGUCAUUGUAUGUGUGUGUCUGUCCCAAAACUUAAACCAUGCUCAUAACUUUUGCAAUAUUGAUGAUAGCAACUUGAUAUUUUGCAUGCAUAUGUAUCUCAUGGAGCUGCAUCAUUCUUCAAUGUCAAAGAUAUGGCUUCAAUGCGGCGCAUUAGGGAGCAUUGUGUUUCACAAACACAGCUCUUGUUUCUAGUUUGUCAUUUCAUAUUUUGAAGACUUUCAUCAGCUAUCUUCCUGUGCAUGUCAUUGAAAGAGUGUGCUGUAUUUAUUUUUGUCGAGCCCGUAUUCAUUAAGCACAGUAUAGCUGUCACAAUGGUUGAGUGUAUGUGCCAAUAGGGUCUCUCACAGCUUGUGUGGACCGUUACAUACUCAUUGAAUAAUCAUGCAAUUUUACAAAAACUUACCUAAAUGUUCAUGGAGUGAUACAGUGUCCAUUUGAUCAAAAUGUCAAGAAAGGAUUCACAAAGAGGUCGAAAGUCAGAUUUGGACUUUAUAUACCUGGUUUUAACACUAAAUGCCUCAUUCAUCUGAAAACUUUAAAAUACUUGGUAAAAAUGUGUUGCCUGCAUGGCCCGUGUUUCUUGCGCAAGAUUUUACUUGAAGGUCAAUGCUCAAAAUAUGGGCUCGCAUCAGCUUUUGAUUACUCUUGAAUAUCUUUAUUAUUUGAACACCAAUGUUAGAAAAAUACUUAACCCAGUUAGAGGUGCUUGUAAUUUGAGAUUCCAAGUUCAAACUAAUUAACAAAUACAUGUGUAAUUACAAAAUAAAUGGCAUUUUUGACAACUUGCUGGACAUGUUGCCAACAUCUUGUUUGUUGAUAAAUAUUACAUUAAUAUUGUUAUUGAAUGUGAACUGAAGUUACUAUGCCAUACUUUUAUUUUUUGGGUGUAAGAAUUUUUGAAUAAUUGUAUUUCUCAGUAAAGAACUUAAGAUUUUAUGAUGAAAAUUGCAUGUGUUGAUAAUAUUUCUACAUCACCAUCAAUAGUAUACAAAGCUGCAUUUGUUGUUACGUUCCUUGCAUUAAAGUUUUUGUUCAUUCUCUGUUCAACAUGCAGUUAUUUGCAUGUCAGAUUAUGUAAAGUCAAAAUAAAAGGAAAUGGACAGAAACUUCUAAUACAGUAGUUAAAUCAAUUGUUAUCAAAUAAAUAUUCAUUAACAGCACUACAGAAGUGUUACUUGGUGUUGAAAAUAGACAAUAGAAAAUCUAUGUAUGUACAUUAGAUAUGUGUGUAUCUAACAGUGUUGUAUUUUUGUAACACCCAGUUAUAUAUUUAUCAAUGAAUAUUUCAGUAGAAGUAUUUACAUUUUCACGAGGAAUGUAUAUUAUUUUCCUUUACUGUUAGAUAGUAUCUGAAAUUUGUUAUAACCGGUACUUGUACAGGUAAAUCUGUCAAGACUUAGUCUUGUACAUGAUUUGAUGUGCAUUAAUCAAUUAUUUAACUUAAAUUUAUGUUUCUAGAAUAUUGCAGUUUUGAUGGGACGAAUAAAUUUAUAUAUAUUAGUGAAAGUUACAUUUUAAGCAGGUAUUUCUGAUAAUAGUAGCAUUUGUUUUGCUCUAACUAUUUGUUAAGUAAAUUUUAUAUAAUAGCCAUAUUAGGUUUUAUUAAAAACCAUUACACCCUUGGAUACAUUGAAAAUGAUAAAAAAAGACAUACGUGUUAUAUGAAAUGCGCAUUACAAAGUCACAGAUAAACUCCAUUUUAUGUUCACAUGGAUUACUUUGUAGAUAAGACAGGGAAGUCUAGUAAUAAGUAAAAAAAAGGCUUUAACGCUGGAUAGUUCGUAUUCAAUAAAAUAGCAUUUUAUUAAAAGUUAAGAAAGAUGUUUCAAUUUGUUUUAUUUAUGUACAGAGUUUUACUUGAUAAAUGGUGAGAAAAAUGUGGAGUUUCCAAUAUUGAAGAUUGUUCAUGUACAUCUUUAAAAAUGUAACAUAUAAAAUUGAAAAUGCUCAAGUCUAAUUGCGCCUUGCUCUGUAAAAAGGCGGUUUAAUGCAUGUGCGUAAAAACACUUUUCCAUUUUUUGAUAUUUUACAUUCAAAGAAAGUCUCUUCUUAGCAAAAAUGAAAUUUAGGCAGAAAGUGAUGUCCCUGAUUAGCCUGUGUGGACUGCACAGGCUUAUCUGGCACAAUACUUUACGCACAUGCAUUAAACUCUCUUCACAGAGUAUGGCUCAAUUAAUUAUGACUGUUACUUGAAUCCUUUAGUUUGUACACCCACCAGUAGCAUGACAAGUUGUAUUUAAAGUUGUUUAUACACUUUUCAAGUGCAUGAAUACCCGGUACGUACUUUUUAAUUGCAAUGAUUAUGUUAUGUUAAGCUAUAAUCAUAUUGUCUAUGCAUCUGUUUGUAUAAAUGUUCUUGUACAAUAGAGAGAUAUCGUGCUUAUUUUGUCUGAAAGAGAAUAUUCAAAAGCAAUAAAUAAAAGGAAAAUUUGUUUGCUUUUGGGGUAAAACAGUCAAUUAUUGUUUUCAGUAAAGUGAGGAAGUUUACAUGUUUCCGCAGGUGCUCAUAAACAUAUCUAUUUUCUUACUUUACUGAGAAAAAUAAUUCACGGUAUUACCCCAAAAGCUAACAAAGUUCUCAUUUAAGUUAAAUUUACAAAGACUAUUAACCCAUUUAUGCCUAGCAUCUAGAAAAAAAGGCCUUGGCAAACAGCGUAGACCGAGAUGAGACGCCACAGGAUGCGGUGUCUCAUCUGGGUCUGCGCUGUUUGCUUUAAGGAAUUUCUGUAAGAAAUAUUCUAAAUAUCAAAAUAAAUAUACUAGACAUCCCUAAUUUUGGAAAUAAAUUGAUCCAAUUGAGAAUGAUGGGAGAGUCCACAAGGCAUAAAUGGGUUAAAUUAAUAUAAAGUUUCUUUCAAGCCAUGAUGUUUAAACUAAGUGUUGAAUAACCUCUGAUUUUCAUGUGUAAAUUGAAGGACACAUUGAAGCAUAUGAUUUGGACUUGACUAUUGUUUAGUAGGGUAUAAAUGAUUAAAUAAACUAAAUGAAAAUGUUAAGAUUAUUUGAAACAAUGUAGACCAUGUUUUGUUUUAAGUACAUAUUUUGCGACUAUAAACUUUUAUGAAGAAAGUUUAUUGGAAACUAUGUAAUACAGUGUUGUAUAAAGUGUGAAAGGAUUAUUAUAUAAUCACCAUGAUGUAUAGAUUUCAUAUAAUUAAUGUUAUUUACUGGAAACAAGUUAAACUUUACAGAUAAUUUCAUCCAAUUAUCGGUAUGGAUCUGUCUAUUUUUACACUGUAUUGUUGUUAUAAUUGUAUAGAUAUCUAAUGAAUAAUAAAAUGUACAAUAAUUUAA
Molecule: messenger RNA, 8289 nt
Organism: Dreissena polymorpha
Lineage: Eukaryota; Metazoa; Mollusca; Bivalvia; Myida; Dreissenidae
Product: serine/threonine-protein kinase 24-like
Exons: 16
Coding region: 471-2519 (682 amino acids)
Biological process (GO): protein phosphorylation
Molecular function (GO): protein kinase activity; ATP binding
Source: RefSeq, a predicted model, not a curated record